AUGGUUACGCCGGCAGCCAGCCAAGACCCUCCUGCCAUUCCAGCCAGGCAGAAUGCCAGUGCGACUGCUGCCAUGGCAGUGAAUGCCAAAGACACUGUGGAGCAAGAGCGUAACGUUGUCCUUCUAUUUGGCUGCCAAUGGCUCACGUUCACUGCAUCCGACUUCCGCCAGCUCCGAAAAGCUGUCCUCGAUAAUCCUGAGCUUCACUGGAUGCUCGAUGUUCUAAGCGAAUUGCCAGGCUAUUACCGCGCUGCUGCCGGAACUAGUUGUGUCCCAUCCUUGCGGGCGAUCAGGGGAGAAGAGGACCUUCGGGAGUUGGAAAGAUGGUUCCGAUGCGAUGAUCUAUCCACAGCCAAAUUUCCACUGUGCUAUACACAGCUCGCACCGUUGCUCAUGAUGACCCAUUUUGUGCAGUAUUCACAGUGGCUGAAGAUGCAGCCAAAUGGAAGGAACCCCGUGGUUGAAAUUGUCGGAUUUUGUAUUGGACUCCUGAGCAGUAUUGCAGUCUCUGCGACGAGGAUGGGCAGCCUGAAGAUGUACGGCUCUGUUGCAAUGCGUUUAGCUAUGUUAUUAGGGGCAAUGGGAGAUUUACAGCAAGCUGGGGAAGAGUAUACGUCUCUAGCAAUUGGGUGGAAGCGUCCUGAAUUAGAGGACGAGUUGCCGGCUGAACGAGCACUGACGGAACAGUCAUAUAUUACCGUUCAAUAUGACGAGAACAGAGCAACAAUCAUGGCUCCUCGGCGAAGUGUUGCUGCCCUGCAACAAACUCUCCAGUCUGCUGGAUUUUCAGCCAACGCGGUUGAAUACAAUGGCCGAUAUCACUGGCCAGGCCACGAAAAGAGCCUGACCCCAUUGAUUCAUCUCUGCAAUACUCAUUCCGGUCUUCAACUACCUGACGCAUCAGAGCUGCUCCACCCUCCGCGUGCAAACAGCACUGCAGAACCGGUUCGUUCGGGCUGCCUCCACGAGCUGGUCCUCCGCGCUGUCCUUGCUCAACAGUGUCUGUGGCACAAGACUUUCUCUGCCGUAUACCGAGAACAUCUCACCACACCCAGCUCUAUAGUCGUCGAGUUCGGGCCGGAACGAUGCGUGCCCCCGACACUGUUUCGCCGUCUUCCACAACGCAUCGUCCACUUCGCUGAUGUAGAGCUUCCGGCCACCAUAAGCCGCGACCAUGAGCUAGCCACGAGGCCCCCGGCAGAAACCGACAUAGCCAUAGUCGGUAUGGCCUGCCGUGUUGCGGGCGCUGAUGACCUUGACGAAUUCUGGGAUCUUUUGUGUUCUGGCCAGUCACAGCACCGCGAGAUGCCACGAGAAAGAUACGCAAACUACGAGACUCCUUGGCGCCCUGAGGCGAGUCAUCGCUCAUGGCUCGGUAAUUUUGUCCGCGAUAUUGAUGCCUUUGACCACAAGUUCUUCAGGAAAUCACCGCGGGAAGCGAUGUCACAGGAUCCCCAGCAACGGCUCAUGCUUCAAGUCGCCUAUCAAGCGCUGGAGUCAGCAGGCUACUUUUCCCAACCAUCCCCAGGAAAAGAUAUAGGAUGCUUUAUUGCAACCUGUACAGUGGACUACGAACACAACGUGAAUUGCCAUCCAGCUUCCGCCUAUGCAGCGACAGGGCUGUUGAGAAGCUUCCUAGCCGGAAAACUCUCACAUCACUUUGGGUGGCGGGGCCCCUCACUAUGUGUGGAUACAGCGUGUUCUGGCUCUGCUGUAGCAUUGCAUCAUGCAUGUCGGGCAAUACUGAGCGGCGAUUGCACGGCCGCCCUGGUGGGCGGCGCCAAUGCCAUCACCAGUCCUCUCGCAUAUGAUAAUCUCGCAGGGGCAUCAUUUCUUUCGCCUACAGGUCCGUGUAAGCCAUUUGACGCGAAGGCUGACGGUUAUUGUCGCGGUGAAGGCUUCGCAGCGAUCUAUAUCAAAAAGUUAUCACACGCAAUUGCAGAUGGAGAUCAGGUCCUGGCAACUAUUGCAAGUACAGCUGUGGAACAGAAUGACAACUGUACACCUAUUGUUGUGCCGGACACUGCUUCGUUGGCUGGUCUGUUUAAGAAGGUAACGCAGCGUGCGCAUCUUCACUCAAGGGACAUCAGUAUCGUCGAAGCUCAUGGAACAGGCACUCAAGCUGGGGAUCCAGCCGAGUAUGAGAGCGUGCGGGACGUGCUAGGUGGUCCAAGGAGGGUAGGGAAUUUAGCUUUAGGCUCUGUAAAAGGCCUGGUCGGGCACACUGAGGGUGUAUCCGGAAUUAUUGCCCUGUGCAAGGUCGUCCUGAUGAUCCUGAACGGACAGAUCCCUCCUCAACCCGGGUUCCAUUCUCUGAAUCCACAUAUCAGGGCCAUGCCAGACGACCAUAUCGAGAUAGGAACAAGAGUCAAACCUUGGGAAGUUGGAUUUCGCGCAGCGCUGAUAAACAAUUAUGGAGCUUGUGGGUCUAAUGCAUCAAUGGUCAUCACACAGGGACCGCAAAAGGAUGAAGUUCAAGAACGGGGUAUUCACGCAGAAAAUGUUGCGCUGCCGUUUCGCGUGUGCGGUUUAGACAAGGCCCGUCUGCAGGCAUAUGCGGCACGUUUGCGGAGGUUCCUCUCUCGCUCAGAGCGAGGCAUAUCUUUUGCUAAUAUCGCGUUCAAUCUCACGCGAAAAUCGAACCCGGCCCUGGAGUGCCAGUGCGUCUUCCAAACCCGAUCAGAGUCGGAGCUUAAAGACAUCCUGACUGGUCUGGAGGAAGGGGACAAUAAAUAUAUAAUUCAAGUGAAGAAACCCAAACGCCCACUGGUGUUGUGUUUUGGAGGACAGGUAGGGAGAAGUAUUGGACUCGACCGCACGUUCUAUAACGCAUUUCCUUUGUUCAAACAUCAUCUCGACUCCUGUGAUGAUAUUCUUAAAGCGAAUGGGGAUUCAAGCAUCUACCCUGGUAUAUUUGCAACGGCCCCCGUACUGGAUAUUGUGCAGCUCCAUACGCAGCUUUUUGCAUUGCAGUAUGCUUGCGCUCGCAGCUGGAUGGAUUGUGGAGUGGAGGUCACAGCGGUUAUAGGCCACAGCUUCGGCGAGCUAACAGCAUUGUGUAUAUCUGGCGCGCUGUCUCUACCAGACGCCUUGACUCUUAUCGUGCGCCGUGCUGUUCUGAUCCGUGACAAAUGGGGUGCUGACCCGGGUGCUAUGCUCGCCGUAGAAGGAGACAGGUCUACCUUGGAGAAACACCUUGAAUCGUCCUCCGCAAACAUAGCAUGCUUUAAUGGCCCUCGAAGUUUUACCGUCGCAGGGCCUACCGCAGUUAUUGACUUCCUUCAGGAAGAACUGGGGGCUGAUUCCGCAUUUCGACUGAAGCGCCUUGAGGUCACAAAUGCUUUCCAUUCCACCCUGGUGGACCCGUUGCUUCCUGCACUCGCAAGUGCCAUAGAUGGUUUAGCUCUUAACACCGCAACUAUUCCGAUCGAGCGUGCUACUGAACACCAAGCAGCAGAUACAAUACCGUUGAGCAUCGUGGCAGACCAUCUCCGUCAGCCUGUUUAUUUCAAUAAUGCUGUACAGCGCCUCGCUGCACGUCAUGGCCCUGCUAUCUGGCUUGAGGCAGGCUCCAACUCCACGAUUACCUCGCUAGCACGGAGAGCGCUUGGUUUGGGCGUCUCUGGCAACACUUUCCAUUCGGUGAAUGUAACAUCCACGUCGGCAUUGAUGAACCUCACUGAUGUCACGGUCGGGCUCUGGAGCGAUAAUGUGCCUUGCACAUUCUGGGGUUAUCACGCUCGCCAAACCAGAGAAUAUGCUCCCCUUUUGCUACCACCUUACCAGUUUGAAAGAACGCGACACUGGAUGGAAAAUAAGCCCCUUCCCUUGAAAUAUAACCAGGCGCAAGCGGUUAUGGAAGUCUCCGGGCAUACAGCCGCGAAGACCGCCCCAAUCGCACCCGCAACUCUGCUGCUUGAUUAUGCAAUCGAGCUGCUCAGAUCUCUUCCCAACAACCAAAGGAAAAUACCCAGAGUGUUUGAUGUCGGGAGUGAUGCGCCACUACUGCUAGAUUCAAACCGCGAGGUGUGGAUCGAGGUUUCCGCUGAAGAUGAUAAAAGGACUUGGGCCUUAAGGUUUCAGAGUCAGACGAAAGGGGGUCAAUCUGACUCCCGGCUUCUACAUUGCACAGCACAUAUAUCGAUGCAUGACGUCCGAUGCUCUAGGUUACAAACCGAGUUCACACAGUACGCAAGGCUAGUCAGCCACGCCAGGUGUGCCGACCUCCUAACAGACCCAGAAGUUGAUGAUAUCCUGCAGGGCCGAAAUGUGUAUCGGUCAUUCGCAGAAAUAGUGGAGUAUUCUGAGCAGUAUCAGGGUGUGAAAAGGCUAGUUGGGAAAGGUAGAGAAAGCGCCGGUCGAGUUGUCAAAUCAUAUUCUGGGAAAACAUGGGCAGAUCCCUUUUUGUGUGACUCCUUCAGCCAGUGUGCUGGGUUUUGGGUGAAUUGCAUGACCGACAGAGCUGAAGACGAAGUUUAUGUCGCGAGUGGAAUUGAGCAGUGGAUGCGCACGCCAUUAUACGCGGAUAUGGCGACUGCUAGGCCGGAUACCUGGCAUGUAUGGGCUCGUCACCAGCAAUCUGAGGGAUUAUAUACAAGCGACGUCUUUGUGUUCACACCUGAUGGAGAGCUGGUGGAGAUGUUUCUCGGCUUGCGGUAUUCGCGCGUAGCAAAAAGCCUGUUUACCCGCCUACUUCGUGGCUCCACGCUGAAAGUUGACUGCAGGACAAAAGAUACUGCUAACCAGGAAAAUAACUCAAUAAAGGAUCUGGUCAGUCGUGUUAAGGCUGUUGUGGCCGAGAUCUGCGCGGUGAAGCCCAGCGAGAUACAGGAUGAUAGUCAUCUAGCCGAUGCGGGCGUUGAUUCGCUGAUGGCAAUGGAGCUUGCCCGCGAAUUAGAGGUUGCCUUCAAAUGCACGAUAGCUUUGGAGGCGCUCGUUGAGGCAGAGACAUUUCAUGAUCUUGUGCAAGCGGUUCAAAGUGCACUGGGAGAGACGUAUGAAGACUCCAGCGUUUGCAGUGGCAACCAGUGCAGCACAACUGACGAGGCCACCGAAUUCCCUAGCACUAGCUGGUCAAUUACAAGUGUAUCCGAUACGGCAGACUUGGUACUACCGCUUGAUGGCGUACUGGAUGCUCUGGAUGAAACCAAAGGACUGACCGAUCAGUUCCUAGCGGACAAUAAAUGCAGUGGUCGUCUUCUCAACUUCACUCCUUUGAUGGUUGAAAUGUGCAUUGUAUUGACACUGGAAGCAUUGGAGGAAUUGGGGAGCAACAUCCGAUCUGCUCGUGCAAACGACCGCCUCCCGCGCAUUGAAUUUGAUACGCAGCACGGCCCACUAGUUGAGUACCUAUACGGGCGGCUAUUGGAGGCGGGAUUGAUAAAACUAGACGGAUCGACAGUCAUUCGCACGGAGAUCUGCGCUCCAACAGAAUCGAGCAGUACACUUCUCCACAAGAUCGAACGCGAGUACCCAGAAUAUGGCGGUGCAAGUAAACUCACCUUCUACACUGGCAGUAGACUUGCCUCGGUUCUGCGCGGGGAGCAGGACGGGCUGCAGCUCAUCUUCGGCACAGCGGAGGGCCAGCGGCUUGUAUCGUGGAUGUAUGGCGAUGAGCCGCAUAAUGUGGCGGGUUACAAGCUAAUGGGAGAGUUUAUCCGGCGACUUGUCGACAAGCUACCUCCAGCCGCAGCCAGAGAAGGGAUGACCUUGAGAAUUCUCGAAAUGGGUGCAGGCACAGGUGGUGGCACGAAGUGGAUGCUUCCUCUGCUGGCAGCGCUUCCAGUUCCGGUAGAAUAUACCUUUAGCGACAUAUCCCCCGCAUUUCUAGCUCAGGCGCGACGCAAAUUUCGCGACUAUCAAUUUGUCCGGUAUUGCGUGCAUGAUAUCGAAAAACCGCCAUCAGAGGACCUAGGAAAAUACCAUAUCAUCAUGGCGAGCAAUGCGGUCCAUGCGACCUCAAAUCUGCAGGUGUCCACGGGUAAUAUGCGACAGGCCCUGCGACCGGAUGGCGUGUUGAUGUUGCUAGAGAUGACUAGGCCGGUUUUUGCGAUAGACCUGGUAUUCGGGUUAUUUCGUGGCUGGUGGGUUUUCAACGAUGGACGGACGCAUGCAAUUACCAACGAGCAACGGUGGAAAGACGACCUGCAAGCAGUAGGAUACGGUCACGUCGAUUGGACGGACGGCGAAUCCAACGAGGUCGGCGUCCAGCGUGUAAUUUUUGCUACUGCCGGAGGAGAGCAAUAUCACCCGGUCUCGCCCCAAGAGGAUGCCGCAAGACUGCGGACAGUGGUGGAGUAUGUUUACCAACACACCGCAGGCUUUACAAUGCCAGCAUUGCCGCCACGGAUCAGAGCUCCAGCUAACCAUGCAUGCAUUUUAGUCACUGGGGCCACAGGUAGCCUUGGUAGCCAUUUGGUUGCGCGCCUCGUACAGCUUUCGAAUGUUCAAGCUGUUAUCUGCCUGAACCGGGUAAGCCGAAUGGGGCCGCGGGUUCGACAAAAGGAAGCAGUGGCGGCGCGGGGCCUAUCUCUUGAGUCAAAAGAAGAGACCAAACUAAUGGUUAUUGAGACUGACACUGCAAACGACCGUAUGGGACUAUCCGUUGAGCAGUGCAGGUACCUUCAAGAAAACGUAACUCACAUAAUUCACAAUGCUUGGCCCAUGAACGGUGCCGCACCGCUGUCGAAGUUCGAGGGACAGUUCCGUGCGCUGCGAAAUUUGAUCGAUCUGGCUAGAUGCAUUGCCACUGCUCAACGACACCCAGUCCGAUUCCAGUUCAUAUCUUCGAUUGGUACGGUCAAUGGAGGUGGAGCGCUGGAAGAACGUACGCGGAUUGAACAGGUGAUGAGCAACGGGUAUAACGAGGCGAAGUUCGUCUGCGAGCGAAUGAUUCACGAGACGCUGCAGCGGUAUCCGGCAGUAUUCCAGGCAACAAUUGUACGGCCAGGACAGAUUUCUGGAUCCGAGGAAACAGGGUACUGGAACACGGCCGAGCAUUUUCCGGCCAUGGUGAAAUCGUCCCAGAGCCUUGGUGCUUUCCCUUCACUGGCGGGGCGGUUGGGAUGGACGCCAGUAGAUGUAGCAGCUCGUAUUAUCGCCGAACUGCUACUGGACGAGGGAAUCCCCGAGGAAAUCUAUCACGUCGACCAUCCUACAGGUCAGAACUGGACCACUGUCGUAGACGUGCUCGCCGAGGAGCUGGAAGCCACCGAGGUGCCGUUCAAGGAUUGGAUUCAGCGAGUUAGAAACCGUGGUGGCAGCAGGGAGAAUCCAGCAGGGUUUAUGGCAGACUGGCUGGAGACGAAUUUCGAAAGGAUGUCGUGUCAGGGACCGCUAGACACAAGGGUGGCAAGAAGACAUUCCAAAACGUUGAGAGAGAUGGGGGGAGGGGGAGGGGAUGAACACGUGAGGCGGGUUGUCCGCAGUUGGAAGGAGUGCGGUUUCUUAACACAAGCACAGACCAGACAGGGCAUUCCAUGA
Aspergillus nidulans FGSC A4 is the source of this 7482-nucleotide messenger RNA. Its product is annotated as protein pkiA. The transcript is spliced from 3 exons. Lineage: Eukaryota; Fungi; Ascomycota; Eurotiomycetes; Eurotiales; Aspergillaceae. Bases 1 to 7482 code for a protein of 2493 amino acids. The record is from RefSeq and is a predicted model, not a curated record.